CGGCUGAGCCUGCCCGCCCUUCACUCUAGGCUUCUUUCCUGGUGCCCGUUGCCAAGUGAUGACGUAACCCUCGCUGCUGCGCCGCCCCCAGGAUCAAAGCUGCCCGCCCACCUGCGGGUUGCGCUACUAAAGCAGGGUACAAGAAUCUUACAUACAUUUAGGCUCAAAUCUGGUAGCUUUUCUUAG
Messenger RNA from Bipolaris victoriae FI3, 186 nucleotides. RefSeq lists its product as hypothetical. NCBI's taxonomy places the organism in Eukaryota, Fungi, Ascomycota, Dothideomycetes, Pleosporales, Pleosporaceae. The annotation marks the transcript as partial. The record is from RefSeq and is a predicted model, not a curated record. The transcript has a single exon.